This is a messenger RNA of Apus apus (common swift), 2515 nucleotides long. RefSeq names its product mal, T cell differentiation protein 2 (gene MAL2). Bases 147 to 683 code for a protein of 178 amino acids. The transcript is spliced from 4 exons. Gene Ontology annotation, cellular component: membrane. Gene Ontology annotation, molecular function: structural constituent of myelin sheath. The record is from RefSeq and is a predicted model, not a curated record. Lineage: Eukaryota; Metazoa; Chordata; Aves; Apodiformes; Apodidae. Gene Ontology annotation, biological process: myelination.
GGGCGGCGGCCGGGCCGGUGCGCACAGACUCUCCCGCACCUGCUCCCUCCUCCUCCUCCUCGCCCACCUGGCUGGUGGGCUCGGCCAUCCCCAGCGUGCUCGGCGGCAGCAGCAGCAGCAGCCGCCGCCGCCGCCGCCACAGCAACAUGUUGCCGAGGGGAGCCUCGUCCAUGCCGCCGCCUCCCAACCCCGCUGCCUACUUCCCGCCCCCCCGGGUCACUUUGCCCUCCGGCCUGGAGAUCCUGCGCACCUACUCGGGAGCCGUCAUCUUCCUGGAGAUCCUGUUUGGAACAAUAGUCUGGAUUUUGGUAGCUUCUACCCGAGUUCCACUGCCACUGCUGCAGGGAUGGGUGAUGUUUGUAGCGGUCACUGCGUGGUUCCUGUCCAUUGUGUUCCUCUGUGUGUUCCUCUUCGGUUAUGCAAAUAGAAUUGCUGUCAACUGGAACCAGACAGAUUUUCUUUUCCAUGGGGCUACUUUUGUCUUUUAUUUUGGAGCUUUUCUACUGCAAGCAGGAACCACAUCUCUGCAUCACUUUCCCCGCAAGUUCAAUUCCACCACACAUGAGAAGAUUCUAGCUGAUCACGAAUAUAACAUAAGCAUAGCAGCCUCGAUUUUUGCCUUUGCAACAGCUGUUUGUUAUGGAUGCAGCACAGCCCUGGCAUUAAGGAGAUGGAGGCUAUAGCAGUUGAAGAGAGGUUAAUGCCUGAGUGUACCACUUCAGAUAAAAUUAAGUGCAACUCGUCUGUUUUACUGUAACCUAAUUCCAAAAAGACUUUUUUGUUUGCUUGUUUAAAACCUGUUUUGAAGUGCUGAAGUGCAAAUAACACCUAAUCGGGAUUUCCUUAACAGAAAAAAGUUUCCAUCUCUUCCCUUUCUAAUUUUUACUUUUAUUGUGUACUCAUUUGAAGCACACUCAUUGUAUGGUAUUAGAGAGUUCAGGGAUAAAUAGAUGUGUCAGUAGCAGAUAACAGAAUUCUAGUGCUAAAUCAGAAGAGGAAGAAAAUGGAAACUAAACCAACGUGCUAACUGUAUAGGCAGCUAAGAAGCUCCCCCCUUGUUAAGUCCUGGGAUUGGGCCUGAAGUGUUUUGCAUCCUUACAGUGCAUUCCACACAGAGCCUGAGGCUCCUUGUCCAGUCAUGUUUUAUGUGUGCUGCUCCCUGCAUGAUCAGAGCCCAAGCUGACUUUGUGAUACCAACUUAGUAUACGUAAAUACAUAAUAGUUAUUAACAUGAUGUACAGAGAAAAUAUUUUAAAUGUACAUUCCGUGAAAUCUUUUGAUACUCCUUUAGAGCCGUAUCUGGCUAUGGUCAUCUGAUCCUUAAAUCUUACUGUGUUCCUUAGUAGAUGGAAACUACUGUUUGGGACUGUCAGUCAGUAGUUGAUUAGUUUUAGGAAUUUAGCUUAAUCAGAUCUAUUUAUACUGCAAAACAAAACAGUGCAUUUGUGUUGUGUGUGUAUAUACAUGGUAUAUUUUCGUUUAACAGGAAUAUUUGCACUGUUUUACUUUGUUGGAGUCCAGCUUUCUCUUUGUUACUUCAGUGGUGCAUUUGUUACUUAUUAUGUGAGUCAAUAUCAUUUGAAUGGAAUGUUACCAAGCGGAGAAUAAUGUCUGACCUCAAUUCUUGCAGUGUGUUAUUUGCUGCAUUCUAAACCUGCAGUGUUGCAAAGGUGUUUUUAUUGGACAGAUGCCUAAAGCAGUGGAAUGCAAAGUGGUCUGCCCACUAUGGAGUUUGGUUUUGGCACAAAUUAAGUUUAAUUGAGCUUAAAUAUCCCUGUUGUGUAAUGGCAUAUGAUAUUUUAUAUAGAAAAUUAAUUUAACAAAUCUAAAAGAUAGUAUCAUGCUCUGCUCCCUAACACUCAUGCUGUUUUGGUGACACUUAUUUACUAGCAUUAUUUUUUAAAAAAAAUCUCUUGCAUAUAGUGCCAAAUUGAUAACAUAGGAGAAAAAAGGCUCCCUGUCAUUUGUAAAACAACUUGCUCACCACAUCUUGCCACUGCACCUUAAUAAUUUGCAGAGACCAGCAGUGGCUGGGGAAGAAAAGUCAGGACUUUCUUCAUUCCCAGGCCUACUCCUUGAGCCAGCAAAUGUGUCUGCUAUGAAGGUUACUUUAUCAAACCUGUCAGGUACAAGGAUAUCUGAGAGCCAGCCACCCUCAGUAGUGCCCUGCAGUCCUUGCUGACCCAGGACAGGUUCUUAUGGAUGACACAGCAGUGAGUUGCAGCCUUUCUGACUACUGGAACCACUUGCUUGUCCUGAAUUACUGCAAUGGGAUGUUUUUGUAUAUCUUGUUUUCUGAAAAUUUUAUCUUCCAAAGAUUUUGUACUCUGGCUGAUUAUUUUUUUUUUCUAAUUAUCAACUUGCAUUGAAACUUGUUUUGUGAACAUUUUAUCUAGUGCCAUAUACUUUUUAAAGUACUUCAUGUUGUGUACAAUACAUUUACACUGGAGUAUAUGGAUGAAAGUAAAUAACAAAGACUUAUGCUAAGCAGCAUUAAAGUUACUUAAUGUAUGUA